GUGAGGGAGUUACUCGGGCAAAAGUGCGCUCGAGCUUCUACGAGAGACGGAGAGAAAUAAACGCUUUAUUACCGGACUCGAUAUAGGAAUAAACGCUGAAAUUAGUCAGAUGGAUGUGUAUUUUGUGUGGGGUGUGUUAGAGAUCUGAUUAACGUGUGUGUGUCGCAUUUGACCGUCAGUACUGAGUUUUUUCCGCGAAUUUUUAUCUUUACAUAACCGUUACCGUUUUGUAGCGCGUGCCACCGAAGAGAGAACACGAGUAUUUCGUUUAACUAAAUAUACAUUACAUUAUUUUGUUUAGAAUAGAUUAUUAAGAAAGUGGGAUUAUUUGAUCAUUUGUUAUCGCAUUUAUUGACAUUUUCGUGUUUUUUGUGAUUCAGAAAAAAAACAAGUUAUACAACAGGGGGUACAGUGCACAGCGCGGUCCUAAAGCCCGCCCUGUAUAGGACCAGAUCUGCGCGCCUCGUUCGCACUUAAAGCCAAAUGUUUCAGCUGUGGGACGUGUAAACAUUCUCUGACACUAUGGAAAGCGUUUUGUUAGAGCAAGGAUAAUUUCAUUCAGUUAAACUAAUUUUAAAUUGGAUGAACUUUAACUCAAGAAACUUAAAAAAAAAAUUGCAUUGCAUUUUUAUUGGGACUACACAAAUUUCUGGAAGGAGAUUAGUGAGAAGUCUGAAUUUAAAAGGGUUUGCCAGGUGAAGUAAUGGUGGUAAAUACAAUCCACUGGUUCAGGAAGGGCUUGCGGCUGCACGACAAUCCUUCCCUUCAAGAGUCGAUCCUGGGAGCGGAUACUGUGCGCUGUGUCUACAUCCUCGACCCCUGGUUUGCCGGAUCGUCCAACGUUGGAAUCAACAGGUGGAGAUUUUUACUACAGUGUCUGGAAGACUUGGACGCCAGCCUCCGCAAACUCAAUUCCCGAUUGUUUGUAAUCCGGGGCCAGCCCACUGAUGUCUUCCCAAGGCUCUUUAAGGAGUGGAACAUCACCCGGCUGUCUUAUGAGUAUGACUCAGAGCCGUUCGGGAAGGAGCGAGAUGCAGCCAUUAAAAAGCUGGCCAGCGAGGCCGGAGUGGAGGUGACGGUACGGAUCUCCCACACGCUCUAUGAUCUAGACAGGAUCAUAGAGCUCAAUGGGGGCCAGUCUCCACUCACCUACAAGCGCUUCCAAACCCUCAUCAGCAGGAUGGAGGCAGUGGAGACUCCGGCCGAGGCCAUUACAGCAGAAGUCAUGGGCUCCUGCAGCACUCCUCUUUCUGAUGAUCACGAUGAAAAGUUUGGGGUUCCUUCCCUGGAGGAGCUUGGUUUCGACACAGAGGGGUUAUCCUCAGCUGUGUGGCCCGGAGGAGAGACUGAGGCCCUUACACGACUUGAGAGGCAUCUGGAGAGAAAGGCAUGGGUGGCCAAUUUUGAGCGUCCCAGAAUGAACGCCAACUCACUCUUGGCUAGUCCCACUGGUCUCAGUCCUUACUUGAGGUUCGGCUGCCUCUCAUGUCGACUCUUCUACUUCAAACUCACUGACUUGUACAGAAAGGUAAAGAAAAAUAGCUCGCCACCCCUCUCACUCUACGGACAGCUGCUGUGGCGCGAGUUCUUCUACACCGCCGCCACCAACAACCCACGCUUUGACAAAAUGGAGGGCAACCCCAUAUGUGUACAGAUCCCAUGGGACCGCAAUCCAGAAGCACUGGCCAAGUGGGCCGAGGGCAGGACAGGCUUUCCCUGGAUCGACGCCAUCAUGACCCAACUGAGGCAGGAGGGCUGGAUCCACCACCUGGCGCGCCACGCUGUGGCCUGCUUUCUCACACGUGGAGACUUGUGGGUCAGCUGGGAGGAAGGCAUGAAGGUGUUUGAGGAGCUGUUGCUGGAUGCAGACUGGAGUGUGAACGCGGGCAGCUGGAUGUGGCUUUCCUGCAGCUCCUUCUUCCAGCAGUUCUUCCACUGCUACUGCCCAGUGGGUUUCGGCCGCCGCACCGAUCCCAACGGGGACUACAUACGACGAUAUUUACCAGUCCUGAGAGGAUUUCCUGCCAAGUACAUCUAUGACCCUUGGAACGCCCCAGAAAGUGUGCAAAAGUCGGCUAAGUGUGUGAUCGGUGUGCACUACCCGAAGCCCAUGGUGCACCAUGCAGAAGCCAGUCGUCUCAACAUAGAGCGCAUGAAACAGAUCUACCAGCAGCUGUCCUGUUACCGCGGCCUGGGACUGCUGGCGAUGGUGCCGUCCAACCCUAACGGGAACGGGGAAAACUCCACAAGCAUGAUGGGAAUUCCCGGUGCUGAUGCUGCCCAGGACACUGCUGCAUCCUCUGGUUAUCAAAUGCAUGCCAACUCUCAGGGCGAGUGGCCCAGUGGCAUGAUGGUGUAUUCUCAAGGAGACGCACAACAACAAGGUUAUUCAGGCAGCAGUAAUGGGAUGGCGUGCUACAGAGAGGAAGCGAAACAGACUCCUGGUCCUGUGCUACAGCAAGGUCGGGGACAUCACUCUAGCAGUGUACAGACCUCUGGGAAACGUCACAGUGAGGACUCCGGUCAUACCGCAGGCACAAAGGUCCAGAGACAGCACAGUCCUCAAAUAGGUUCUCACAUGUGACCAUCAUGUCCUGGAAAAAAAAAAAACUGCACACACACACACACUGAUUAGUGUGUGUUAAAAUAAGAGUGUGUAACCCUUUUAAUUAAGCACUCCCUCAUAUUAUCACUUGGACUUCAUCCAAACUGACGCUGGCGCUCCAGCCAACUUUAGGAGGGGAGGGGAAACUAUUCUCCCUGACAAUGUUCUAAUCUUACCGAGUGUUAGGACUUCUCUUGGCACAAAGCUUUGCUGUACAUAAAAAUUUUGUUUAAUACAGACUGUAUAUUUGUUAUUGUAUGUGCUUUUUCUUUCAUUCAGUCUUAGACCCUAAAAUAUUUUUGAUAUAAAUUAUCAUUGUGGAUCAGCUGUAUUCCUUUUUUUUUUUUUUUUUUAAAGUAUAACUGUUUAAAAAAACUUUUGUAGAUUGCAUUUACUGUACACGAUGAGGUACCUCUCGGUCUCUCUCUCUUCCACGUUCUCCUUGACCUGUUUCACAUUACUGCUGUUGGCUUACAUCUCGUCUUUCCUCUUUUCCUUCUCUCAAUAAACCUUUGUAAGCUGCGUCUUCUCAUGUAGCUGUCAUUAUUGUAAUUCAAACAGGUUGUUAUUCAUCACGUUGUGCUAAUUCUUUACCUGUGCUCUUGUUUAAUAAACACAAUGUAAAAACCA
Clarias gariepinus (North African catfish) is the source of this 3235-nucleotide messenger RNA. RefSeq names its product cryptochrome circadian regulator 1a (gene cry1a). The record is from RefSeq and is a predicted model, not a curated record. Gene Ontology annotation, cellular component: cytoplasm; nucleus. Lineage: Eukaryota; Metazoa; Chordata; Actinopteri; Siluriformes; Clariidae. The coding region runs from base 704 to 2584 and encodes 626 amino acids. The transcript is spliced from 15 exons. Gene Ontology annotation, molecular function: DNA binding; FAD binding. Gene Ontology annotation, biological process: circadian regulation of gene expression; entrainment of circadian clock by photoperiod; negative regulation of DNA-templated transcription.